Trichobilharzia regenti is the source of this 936-nucleotide messenger RNA. NCBI's taxonomy places the organism in Eukaryota, Metazoa, Platyhelminthes, Trematoda, Strigeidida, Schistosomatidae. The record is from the annotation of a GenBank genome assembly.
AUGAAUGCAUUGGCUGCGGAAAUAGCUAAAAAUAUUGUUUUGGCUGGUAUAUCAAGCCUCACUAUUAUAGAUGAUAAGCAAGUGACUGUUGAAGAUUGCGAGAGCAACUUCCUCAUACCUUAUGAUUGUGUUGGUCUAAGACGUUCUGAUGCUGUCAUUUCUCGUACUCAAGAUCUAAAUCCAAUGGUAAAAGUGCAAUCAGCUGGCAUGGAAAAUAAUCUUAUGGAGAAAAUUCAAGACCAUAAUUUGAUUAUCCUUAUUACAGAGAGUUCAAGCCACGAUUUUAAAAAAUGGUCGGAUUUUUGUAAUAUAGUUAAUUCUAUGAAUGCAAAAACAAGGCCGGAAAUAAUAUGUGCAUCUGUAACUGGAUUGUUUGGACUAGUCUUCUUAGAUCUUGGUAUACAUGAGUGUGUAUCUGAAGAUGUUGUGAUCAAGAAGAGGUCAGUACCAGCAGCUCCAUCUGGUUCAGCUGCAAAGUUAAAUAAGGCCAGUGAAGAGUCAAAUACAGAAACACUUCUUGUGAAAAAGACGUUCAACUAUUGUACGCUGUCAGAAAGUUUAUCUCUUAUUACUAACAAAAUGAAGGAGAGUAAAUCAGAUGUGAAAUUCAUUCCUAAAGGAUUUCUCCUUAUGCAAGUUUUAAGUCAGUGCUGCAUUGAUCAAGCGCCAUUCACUCUACCAUAUUUACAGUCCCAGUGGCAGAAAGUGUCACAACAGUUGGGCGUAGAAGAAACACUUCUUUCUACUGAAGAUUUAGAAUGCUGUUCUGGUCCAUUGUUUCCAGCUGUUAAUCCAGUACUUGGUGGUAUAGUAUCUCAGGAAGUAAUCAGGGUUGUAACACGGAAAGGUGCACCGCACGGUAAUUGGUACUUUUUCAACGGAUCAGAGUGUUCUGUCAUAGUAGACUGGUUGCCACAAAAUGAAGCAAAACUAUAA